AUGUCUGAACCCGCCUAUCGUCUCGUCCUUCGUGGCCUCUGUAUAGAUUGCGAGUGCAGGGAGUUCUGCGUCAUUGGCCCUAACCAUGACAUUCGCAUUCAACCGCUUCACUAUCAGGAAAUCUGUUCCUGUAGCCACCCCCUGAAGAGCCACACCCCUGCUGAGCUUCCUCAGCAUCAUCCCUUCAAGUACCUUGAGAGAGGAGGGUGUCCCCUUCGGCGCUGCACUGGGUAUGAGCCAGUUGACGGAAUCUACGGGCCUCAAGCAAUAUGCCUCUGCGAAGGGACCUGGCCAGGCCACGGCCGACCUGCCUGGAGGACUCUCAAUGUACCAACUCCAGCGUCUCUCCUGCCGUCCAGCGGUCCUUCAUCUAUUGCAGCACAUUAUCUCCCUCCGCCAGUCUCAUCUUUCCCUUCCAUGUCCCUCCCUUCUGUUCUCUCAGGCAUUCUCCAAGCUACUCAACCCACUGCCCCGCCAAUCUCAGAAUUUUGGCUUCCAUCUACUCCUGUUGGCGCCAAUGCCACACAUACCACAAGUAUGGCCCGGAUGGCUGAGGCACACAGCGAUGCCGCCCGGAGCGGCCUCAACCUCGCACGCUCAAGUCCUCGGCCCCGUCCCUAUCCGACCACGCCAUCCUCCUCGCGAGCGCCAUCCUCCACAGCUAAUACCCACCAGGAUUUUUUAGUGGUUCUGAUUCCAACCCUGCUCUCUCCCUCUUCCCAUAUCCCUCACGGCGUCCCAAAUAUCUGGAAAAUAGGCUUUUCUGCCCCUUCCCUACCUACUCUUCUGCAGCACCUUCACAGCUGCGAUCUUGUCUUUUCUCUUGCCAUCGUAUCAACUUCUUCUUCUGAGUUCAUUGAGCGCCUCGACUCUGCUGUCCUUUCCCACCUGGAGCAUCACUCCAUUCACUUUCCUUCCUGCCCAUCCCCCAGCAACCCACCAACUCUGUCUGACAGGGUUUGGACUGUUCUUGCCCCCAAAAAACACGACAACCACAUCAGCCUCAAGCCCACCAAUGUGAUCACCGACAACACCUUCACGGUUCCCACUUUGCAGCGCACAUAUAGGGCGUAUCCCUGUCCUCUCACGCUGUUUCCAGGACACAAAUUGAUCAUACUUUGUCCUGCAUUUGGUCUUGUCACGGCCACCCUCAAUGUUUCUCAACGGUUCCCUUUGCCUGUUGAUGCUGAAUGCCCUCACCAGCAUCAUGCCUGCUGGGGGUUCCGGGUGUUGGUCCUCGCAUCGUUGGAGCCACACGUUCCUGCAGACACUGCCCGCUGCCUUCAACUCUGCCCUGCUCAACCCCCUCCUCUCCUGCCAUCCACACCUCCACCUUCCGCGGUCAUGGAUAUCGCACCUGUGGUACCCUCUAUACGUCGGCGCGUGGAGGAUCCUGCAGAUCCCUUACCGCCUCCUCCCCAGUUCAUCGAGAUUGAUGACUCUGAUGAACCUAGCGACACCUUACCCCAUGGCCUCCCUCCCCUAGACUCUGAUGAUGACAUGCCUAUGAGUCCCUUUGAGGGAAUCCUGCCAUGCUGCCCUUCUUCCAUCACAUCGGUGACGCCUCAGGGUCAGGCAGUCAUCGCGUAUGGGCCACGGCAGAUCACUGUGUUCCUCCGUCACAUCGCUCCUUCUAAUGUAUCAAUAGCUUCUCUAGGUGAGGUGCAUGUAACCUCGGUGGAAGUUGGUGCCCGCCUCUUUCUUUACAUUCUCAAGCGUCAGGCCGGUCGAUACCCUCCAUCUUUCCUUUCACUGGGUGAUGGGCCCAGAGCUCUCCCGGCUUUUGUCAAUCCUAUGGGCGUUCGAUCAACAUUCGUAGACCAGCCCUUGUACAGGCUCCUGCGGGGCACACGCGCUUUCUCGUACCAAGCCAGGUCGAGUUCCGGAUCUGCUCCUCUUCGCACCUCCCUGCAUUGUGCUCUUGCUCUGAUUGAGACUGACAAGGCCCCCAUGGAGAUCUGGUCACGAUCUGUAUAUGGGGAUCAUAAUCUGGUCCCCGAAUUCUCUCCUCUCUCAAUGGAAUCCAUGAACCCUGAGCGCUUGCUGACAUUAGCUGCACACACAACUCUUCUUGCUGUACACAUGGUCUCCUUUGGGCAGGCCAUUGUCGUGAACUUCUGGCUGGUCCUCCUCCUUGUGCUGGGGGAGAACACAUUUCACCUCUCUCCUGACGUCAUUCGCAUCAUCGACCCAGGGCUUGCGCAUGUGCUUGACCCUUGGCUGCGCCUUGGGUCCAGUGACGCCCUGGACGCCUCGGCCCUUGGAGUACUGCAUAACUAUGGCCAGAUACCGCCUGACAGCAUACCAACUUCUCAUACAGGUGGGGUCCACAUGGAGGUAAUUGGAUGCAUUGCGUUCGUCCUCGUCUUUGGAUCCCCAAAGGCCACCGUUGUCUCGUCUCCAGAGGUUCGGGCACUCUGCUGGGGGCUGAAUGUUCCGCUUGGGCCCUCGCGAAACUUCAUCACAGAGCUCUCCAGCCAUCGCACGUUCGACCAAAUAGCCCUGCUGAUCAGCUCCAUGUAUCGGGUCCACCAAGUUCCGGUCAACAUGGUACUGGAGCAUCUCUGGUUCACCCUUCAGCCAGCCGCUCUUGCCCAUGGGGACUGGGUUCAACAAUUUAGUAAGGUCUUCAAAAUGCGGGUACGGUCAUUCCUCUCCAUCCCCGGGCAUCCGCAAAGCGCGUGUGGCACCACUGUUUCAGUGGCUGACUUUGACAAGGAGACAGCGAACACCUCCCUUCGAGCGUCCCUCCUCCUGCAGGCCUUUGUCGGUACGCCUUCUGUUCCCAUUGAGAUAAUUGACUGGUCCCUGGAGCGCUUCUCUCCUGGCAGCGCCAGAGUCGACAGAAGCGCCCACCUCAUCUCCUUCCAUUCUUGCUUCAGGCAGGCUGAUGUCAAGAUCAACAUGGAAGUCGUGGAGCUUCUGUUCUCAGAAAACAGUGUUCCGUUUGAUAGUGAUGACGACGAGGCAGAGUACUCUCCUCCAGCAACCCGGAGUCGUCCUUGUCGGCGCAGUCAUGGCCAAGUCCCACCUUCAAGCACCCUGGCUCAACCCCUUGAGUCUGCCCACCAGAUUGAUCACCUUCCUGAUCCAAAUGCAGGCAUUUCCAGCACUAGGCGCAGCGCACGCACCUCACGCCGACCACGAGCACCCGACUCACCUGUAUUGUUCACUCCAGCCAGCGUCCCUCAUCAGACUCCUCCUCCUGAGCAACCAGCCAUCCCAGAGGCCCCUCCUCCUGAGCAACAGGCCAUCCCAGUCACCGGCUCUGGCACCGCUCUGGAAGAACCAGUCUCGCCCCAGCACAUCAAUCCUCAAGACCCCGCCGCAUCCGCCUUGCAAGAGCUGGCACAGAGUCUCGGCUUGUCACAGCUCGCGCACCCUCCACCUACACAAGACCUGCCAUCGCAACCCAUGCCACCCCACAGCAGACCGCCUGCGCUUCCGCACAGCCCAACUCACCAGCCUGAGACCAUUCCACUUUCUGUUACGGUCACAGGAUCCAUGGACGAAGGCCACUCUCUGCAGGUGGUUGCCCCUCCUCCUUCUGCUGCUAUGGAUGCUGCUGAGCCUGCCGGGUCUGCAACAGUGGGAAGCAGAAUCAUGGCUGUGAUCAAGAGCAGACUCUAUGAGCAUGUGUUUGUAGUCACCGAUCCUUCCCCGACGGUCGCCCCUUCUCUUAACUGUGUCAUACAACUUCUUCACGGUGCGGGCUCUUCACAAGCUUGCCUGCUGGCAAGCAUUUCUGCUAGGCCAGACUGCAUGCACGUUGCCACAGCACAUGACCCUGUCCCUCUCCAACAACUCUUCAUCCAUGGUUUGCAGCACGGUUUCCAGGAGUUUGGUUAUCUCUCAGACUUGCCGGGUGUAGUCGGCACUCUGCAGCUGCCUCCUCUCCACCCUUCUACUCUUCAAACACGGCUUCUUACCAGCUUCAACCCCGACUCGACGCCGGCCUAUGUCCUCUAUCUCUACAAGGAACCGUUGGGCGACAACGACACCCAGCCGGCCGUGGUUCUGCCUGCUAUGUCACCCAACCCCCUUCUGGAGAGGGACCUUUACCUGGCCCACCAUUACGGGCCCUUGCGCGACCGGUACAGGGAUCUCUUGUGCUGCACCUCCAACACCCUUUGGAAGGCGAAGUCCCUCAUCCAGAAUUGGUACGGCCACCACGUCGCUGCCACCAUCUUGCAGGCAUUUUCCAUGGCCUCAGCCUUGAAUGCCACCGUGACAGUUCCCGGCAGCACCAGCUUCUCCCAGGGAAAUAUCCUACAAUGGCUUGAGCUGAGUCAGAACCAAUUCAAUGAUAUGGCGACGCUCAAAAAUAAAACAAGCACCGCCGUCCUUUACCUAGAGGGCCUCACCCACCUGUCGGACUUCCAGGCACGUACUUGGAAGUUAAUCAGGAUGCUUCAGAAUCCUGCGGGCGCUGUCAUGUCAGGUCCUGCUAGUGGUUUGGAUGUGAGGAACUAUGAGCUUGACACAGACACACGUGCAUUACUUGCCACCUCCCUCUCUUCAUUCGCAGGGGAUGUCCACGUUGUAUAUACACAGGCGACCCACAGCCGUACCCAGUAG
Molecule: messenger RNA, 4578 nt
Organism: Cyclocybe aegerita
Lineage: Eukaryota; Fungi; Basidiomycota; Agaricomycetes; Agaricales; Hemipholiotaceae
Source: the annotation of a GenBank genome assembly